Messenger RNA from Podarcis raffonei (Aeolian wall lizard), 4346 nucleotides. RefSeq names its product NEDD4 E3 ubiquitin protein ligase (gene NEDD4). The transcript is spliced from 25 exons. Gene Ontology annotation, biological process: ubiquitin-dependent protein catabolic process; receptor internalization; neuromuscular junction development. Bases 385 to 4206 code for a protein of 1273 amino acids. NCBI's taxonomy places the organism in Eukaryota, Metazoa, Chordata, Lepidosauria, Squamata, Lacertidae. Gene Ontology annotation, molecular function: sodium channel inhibitor activity; ubiquitin protein ligase activity; protein binding. The record is from RefSeq and is a predicted model, not a curated record.
CACAGACCCAGAUUCAGCCAGGACAGCCGGGGGAAUCUGUAGGAAGAACUGCUGUUGAAUUAAUUUGCCAUGGAAGGGUAGAAUUCAGACAAGGCUUCCAGUGUUGGUCCACUGCAGCUGAGUUGAGCUUUAAAGGUCGCUUGGCACUAAGUGUUUUGUGAGUGAAUGUGCUCUUCACAACAAGCAACCCUGGGCAGGCCAGAGACGGUAGUGUGGCAGGAAUGACUUGCUAAAUUCAGAAGGCACUCUGGCUAACAGCUACCUGCAUUUCUGUGGUCUUCAUCUGUUAUACUGAAGAUUAACUGGCAAGUGAUUGCGGGCAGCUGCUUUCCACUUAAGAAGAAGAAAAAACUCUCUGACCUUUAUCUUUGGAAAUGAGGACAAAUGGCAAGGCAGUUGAGGCUGCAUUUUGCAGCUGAAAGGAGUCACACGGAUCCGUUAUUAGAGACCCUUGGAGAUGGCUGGUAUAAAGAAGAUACUCGCAUGUACACCCAAAGUCCUGAGUCGAAUGCUGCCCCUUACGUUGUUGAAAUGAAGCGGAAUCCCAAUCAAAUGCAGGAAGAAAACAAACUGCCGGUUUCAUCCCGAAAACCCAAGCGGAGCGCUUCGCUGAAGAUUUCCUUGCAGACUUCUAGAGGCAAUGGAUGUUUGCAGCCCGUGGCCUUGGAAGACCAUACUUCCCUGGUCAGCCUAAGGAAGAAAGGGGACUGUUGUAACAGGAAUGCAACUGUCAGUCAGUCUCACCAGCUAACAAAUGGCAGCGGUCUGGCCGAUACGGCAGCGUUUGGUGGGGUUCCUAGCAGUUUCUCAGCCAGUGACAAAGGAGCCUACAGCAGUGCAGGGAGUGACUACGGGUCAUGCACAAGUACCACAAGUGAUGGCGGGUCCUAUAGCAGUAGCAUCAUCAGUGACAGCAGUAGCUGCCCCUUUUCUGCUGGAGAUGCCUGUCUUUUUUCUGGUAACAUGGUCUCUAGCAGCUCUGCAGGUCGAAGCACCAACCGCAAAUCCUCUACUCCCCACAGGAGCAGCACUGCACAGAAUAGUGUAAGCGGAAAUAUUUUUGACCAAGAAGACCCAGAACAAGCUGAGAGGGCAACAAAACUGCCAUCAGCGAGAGAGACAAAUGUUUCCUUACGACGCUGCUCAUCUCUGGUCAUUUUCCCAAGGAGUCCUUCAGAUACCCCACCAAUGUCUCCAACGUCUCCUCCGCCAACUCGGCGACCCUCUCAAGUGUCUCAUAGUGAGCAGGUGCAAAGUGAAGACAAGGCCGUGUCCGGAGGGUCCCUCUCUACUGUAGUCAAUGGAUUUCGGCUUUCUAAAGGUUCUUGUUUUCCUAAUGAAAGUAGGGAUGUUAGGCAACUGCAUUUGAAUAGCUCGCUGUGGGAGAGAACCUGCUGUGAGCAAGGCACCUGUGAGGAAAUACCAAAUGGAGGUUCUUGUAUUUCAUUUCACCUCUCCCAUGGAGCACGAGCACCGAAGGGUGACACCGUGUCCUCUUCCAGCGGACCCUCCAUAGCAGCCUACCCUAAUCGAAGAGUCAGACAUACGGCAUCUGCUUGUUUGCCCUCGAAUUUGGAGGAUCAUGCUAGCAUAGGAACUGAAGAAAGAUCAUCUGCAUGGAGGAGCAAGCCCCAUCAUGGCCUACAGAGGAGCCUCUCACUGGGAUCAUCCCAGCCUUCAUUUCUAUCCAGUUUUAAAUACAGUUCCAAGGCAGGAACGUCACAUUUACACAUACAGUUUGGAUCUGAGAGAGAGGGGAAGCCUAGUGGAGUUCAAAGGAGUACUUUGAGGAAACCUCUUGAGACGAGAGAUGAUUUUCUUGGCCAAGUAGAUGUGCCUCUCUGUCAACUGCCGACAGAGAAUCCAACUACUGAGAGACCAUAUACGUUUAAGGAUUUUCUUCUUCAUCCAAGGAGCCAUAAAUCCAGAGUGAAGGGGCAUCUCAGGUUAAAAAUGACCUACAUACCUAAAAACAAUGGAUCUGAGGAAGAUGGCACAGAACAGGCAGAAGAGCUAGAGCCUGGCUGGAUUUUAUUGGACCAACCUGAUGCUUCUUGCCAGUUGCGGGAGCCAGAGUCUUCUCUACCCGCAGGCUGGGAAGAGAGGCAGGAUGUCCUUGGCAGGACCUACUUUGUCAACCAUGAAUCGAGAAGGACACAGUGGAAAAGACCAACCGCUCAGGACAACGGACCCGAUUCAGAGACUGGCAACAUUCAGCUGGAAGUGCAGCAUGCUUUUGCUCGCCGGCAUCAAAUAACCGAGGAGGCGGAGAAUCUGGACCACAGAGAAUCUCCUGAGAGUUGGGAGAUCAUCACAGAAGAUGAAGCAACUAUGUACAGCAACCAGACUCCCCAAGUCACUGUGCAACACAAUUCUGAGGCAGAGAACGGCCUUACAGAAGAACUGAGCACAGAGCUUACGACCUCUGGGAGUUCCACUGCUGCCCAAGCAGCUUCCUGCACUAGUGAUUUAAGCAGAAGAAGUAACCCUCAGUCGUACCAAGCUGAAGAACAACCAGCUCUUCCUGUUUUACUGCCUACUUCAUCUGGACUGCCUCCAGGCUGGGAAGUAAGGCAAGAUGACAAAGGAAGGCCGUAUUAUAUAGACCACAAUUCCCAGACUACCACCUGGAAGAAGCCAGCUGUACAGAUUGGGGUGGAUGUGGGUCAGCAGGCCACGGCUGCACAUUCUUCCUCCAGACAACAGUUGGCAUCAGAUGACUCACCGCAGCAGCCUUCGUUCCAGAAACCCCCAGAAGCUGAUCUAGGACUUCUCCCAAAAGGCUGGGAAGUUCGUAACGCUCCAAAUGGGAGGCCUUUCUUUAUUGACCACAAUACCAAAACAACAACGUGGGAUGACCCCAGAAUCAGAAUUCCUGCUCAUAUGAGAAGAAGGACCUCUUUGGACCCUGCAGACCUUAGCCCUUUACCACCUGGCUGGGAAGAACGAAUACAUACAGAUGGAAGAACAUUCUACAUAAACCACAAUACCAAGAAAACUCAGUGGGAAGACCCUCGCUUGCAGAAUGUUGCAAUUGCUGGACCAGCUGUGCCUUAUUCCAGAGACUAUAAAAGAAAGUAUGAAUUCUUCAGAAAGAAGUUAAAAAAGCAAGGUGAUAUUCCAAGUAAGUUUGAAAUGAAACUUCACCGUGCCACAAUCUUCGAAGACUCCUACAGAAGAAUUAGUGCUGUAAAGAAGCCAGAGUAUCUCAAAGCCAGGCUAUGGAUUGAAUUUGAUGGUGAAAAGGGUUUGGACUAUGGAGGGGUCGCCAGGGAGUGGUUCUUCUUCAUCUCCAAGGAAAUGUUUAACCCAUACUACGGAUUGUUUGAAUAUUCUGCCACGGAUAACUAUACUCUCCAGAUUAAUCCAAACUCCGGCAUGUGCAAUGAAGACCAUCUUUCAUACUUCAAGUUCAUCGGCCGCGUGGCAGGGAUGGCCGUCUACCAUGGAAAGCUCUUAGAUGGUUUCUUUAUUCGCCCUUUUUACAAAAUGAUGCUUCAAAAGCCAAUAAUUCUUCAUGAUAUGGAAUCUGUGGACAGUGAAUACUACAGUUCUCUGAGGUGGAUUCUUGAAAACGAUCCCAAGGAGCUGGACCUCCGAUUCACAGUUGAUGAAGAACUUUUUGGGCAGACUCAUCAACAUGAAUUGAAACCUGGAGGGUCAGAUGUGGUGGUCACAAACAAGAACAAGCAAGAGUAUAUUUAUCUUGUAAUACAGUGGAGAUUUGUGAACAGGAUCAGGAAACAAAUGGCUGCCUUCAAAGAGGGUUUUUUCGAACUAAUACCACAAGAUCUCAUCACAAUCUUCGAUGAAAAUGAGUUGGAGUUACUGAUGUGUGGCCUGGGAGAUGUAGAUGUGAAUGACUGGAGGGAACACACAAAGUACAAAAACGGCUACAGUGCAAAUCACAUAGUUAUUCAAUGGUUUUGGAAGGCUGUGCUGCUGAUGGACUCUGAAAAAAGAAUCCGACUCCUUCAGUUUGUGACAGGCACGUCCCGCGUACCUAUGAAUGGAUUUGCUGAACUAUACGGUUCAAAUGGACCACAGUUGUUCACCAUUGAGUACUGGGGCAGCCCUGACAAACUGCCGAGAGCUCAUACUUGUUUUAACCGCUUGGAUUUGCCUCCAUAUGAAUCUUUUGAAGACUUGUGGGACAAGCUUCACUUUGCAAUUGAAAAUGCUCAGGGGUUUGAUGGCGUUGACUGAGCCCCAGGAGAGGAGGGUGACAAUGCUGUACUUCUUUUCUGUGCUGCAAUUUGAGAGUUUACAAGCAAAACAAAUAUUCCAGGGACUCUGUUGCUGCAUUUGAAUGGCAACUGAAUCUUUAUGGUAUCCUCUUGUUUUUU